AUGUCGAGACUGCUGCACAUUGUUUUCCUCCUCGUCGCCGCCCUCGCCUUCUGCCUCACGGCUCAACAACUACACAAUGUCAACGACAUGGUUGCGGCCCGCGGCCUUGACCGUCAACAACUUCAACAACGAGAUACCAGCACCACAUCCGGCUUCAUCAAAGCCCAACGCCCAACAAGUGUGUGGGAUGCACCGCCAGCCGCGCAAGCAGCGGAGACGUCGACAGCUGGCGACGAGGACGAGGACGAGGACGACGCCAGCAUGAGCAGCCGCGAUACAAACGGCGGCAGUCUGACGGACGACGACGAGCUGCGUCCGACCAAAGUCAAGACGCCAGCGAUUGAGACGGUGCUGCCCACCAAUACUAAAGUGCCUGUGGCUGUGAGUGCGGCAAGCACGAGUCUGUCAGACCCUGGAUUCCUCGCGCUGGUCGCGUCUCUGGGGCUGAUGACGCUCGGGAUGGCCCUCGUUUGA
Molecule: messenger RNA, 474 nt
Organism: Akanthomyces muscarius
Lineage: Eukaryota; Fungi; Ascomycota; Sordariomycetes; Hypocreales; Cordycipitaceae
Exons: 1
Coding region: 1-474 (157 amino acids)
Source: RefSeq, a predicted model, not a curated record